Molecule: messenger RNA, 2144 nt
Organism: Anopheles bellator
Lineage: Eukaryota; Metazoa; Arthropoda; Insecta; Diptera; Culicidae
Gene: fal
Product: deoxynucleoside triphosphate triphosphohydrolase SAMHD1
Exons: 6
Coding region: 161-1624 (487 amino acids)
Biological process (GO): dGTP catabolic process
Cellular component (GO): nucleus
Molecular function (GO): dGTPase activity
Source: RefSeq, a predicted model, not a curated record
CUGAGCGCUUGAGGCGCAUUUAUGUAUUUCUAUUAUGUUGCAGUGUUGAGAAUGUGGACCGAUUGGUCGUUGGUGAUCGGCUAAGGGGAGGGGGAACAAUUUUUGGAAGUUUCCUGUUAUUGCUUUGUGUGCCACGACGAUUGUGUACAAUGGAAAGUUUAUGGAAUUCACAGAUAGCAACGAAUCAGGUUCCUUCGUUUUCUUCGUUAGUGAAGGAAGUAGCUUGCUCCAGCAACUUUAUUCAGUCUACAAAAUUCUGGUGGCACAGCAGUUCGGAAGUCUUAGCAGCAGAUUGGCGUUAUCUUUAUUCGGCGGCGAAAUGAGCUCGGAAAACGGUAUGGAGUUUUGGUACAACGAUGACGUAUACGGUCUGGUAAAGCUGCCAUCGUACAUUCGGGAUGUGACCGAAUUGGAAGAGUUUAAGCGGCUGAAGCAUUUGAAGCAGCUGGGUACUUUGGAAGCAAAAUAUGAUGGAGGCAAGCAUAGUAGAUUCGAACACUCCCUGGGUGCUUGCUAUUUGGCGGGACGUUUGCUGGAUGCUUUAAGUUCGACUCACGCGAUUGAUGAUGGGGACCGGAAAUGUAUUUUGUUGGCCGCCGUACUACAUGAUGUUGGACAUGGACCGUUCUCGCAUACUUGGGAAAAGUUUGUCAGAGAACAAGGUGAACGUUGGAAGCACGAAGAAAGCUCGGUGAAACUCGUUGACAGAAUAUUGCGACGCGCAACGGAUCUCUGUGAGGGAGAGAUUGCGCUGGUAUGCAGUUUAAUAAGCGGAAGUGCGUGCGAAUUGCUGACUCCCGAUCGUCGCUACCUGGCGCAGAUUGUGAGUAGCGAUGUGGAUGUUGAUCGGUGCGACUACCUUCAGCGGGACUCCUAUCACGUGCCGGACAUCAUACAACCAUCGCGCCCCUUUCGGGAGAUCUUCGAACGGGCAAAGAUCGUACGAGUUGGGGACGAAUCGCUAUUGGCGUACGAUCUGUGUGAUUACGCGUUAGUGUACGAGAUGGCCGAUGCCCGCCAAGAGCUUCAUCGCCGCUGUUAUGAAGAUCCAAGUGUACUGGCCGGCGAGCUGAUGGUGUGUGACGCACUGCACGAAGCGGAGCGUGCGGGAUUUCGUUUCUCUCGCAACGGACAAUGCGAACCUCUGUCGAAAGUUCAUAACAAUCUGGAGCUGUUUAUGUACUUCAAUGAUAACAUUAUCGAAGAGUUGCUGUCCAGCAAUUUUCCGGGGUUGGAGAAAGCCAAAGAAAUUAUUGCACGCUUUCGAAAGCGUGAUUUAUAUCAACAAAUCAUGACGUCUCCAGUCGAUCUCAGGGAAAAGAUGAACAGAUAUAACCAAUCCCAGCACGAGGCAGUGGUAAGACAAGCUUUUCGUCAUAUAAAAUCCACAAAACAGUGGUUCGGUGAUUUCGACGUUCAUUUCUACACAUACAAUCUUGCUGGGGCGAUCGUGAUCAUUCCGGCUGCGAAUGCCGGAGAACAGGCCUUUGUGAACGGGUGCCAGAGAGAGUCUGAGGACGAGAUAAAGGAAUACAUCAUUUACUGCACCAGCAGCGAUGCAGAAGUGCAACGAGCAACCAAACAUCAUUUCAUGAACGCAAACAAUGCAACCAUUGAAAGCUAGUCAAUGCUUAUAUUAAAGCGCAUAAGAGUUUAUUCCGUUUAAUAUGAUUUAUUUUCACUGAUUACAAAAUAGGCUUGAGGACGAAACGCAAGCCACUGAAACCUUCGCAGGGAACCAGUUGAAUUAAUAUAUAUAAAUAUUUAUCACCAUAUUCGUGCCUGUUGAUGGUGUGCGCCGAAGAUGAACAGAUCUUCGAUUAUUCUGCUGAACUAUCCGAAAGUCAUUUGAAUUUUCACUUACUUAGAAGUGUAGUGGUUUUUAUUUUAUGUUUUUAUCGUUCUACAGUUUAUCUUGUUCAUUGAAAGGCAUUUGAAAUGUACCACAUGUGUUUUAACACAGAUCAUAGUCUUAUCAUCAAAGACGUUUGUCUUAUUAGGCACUUCAAUUGAAGAGUUUGCUUGACAAGAAGAAAACAUGCGUAUUAUUUCACGUAAUAAUUUUUAUUUCGUUCGAUAAUCGUCAAAUGCUCACACACUUUUAUUCACAUUUGCGUUCACAUAAUUGCGGCCAACAUUUUCUG